ACAGUGAUAAAGUGCAGGCAAAAGAGAACUUUCAGUUGUUUGCCAACGUUCUAAGCGUGUUGGGGACACUUUACUUCGCACCGUGGAGCUUGGCCAGCCGCCGCGGCAUAGUAAAGCGAAGCAAACAAGCGAGCGAGCGAGCAAGUGAAUCCGAUAACUGCAUGGAGCCCCAGUGCUAGCGCCAGCACCAGUGAGCUCCCCGGUGUUUGGGAUUUGUUGUGUUACAUUACCACUAUAUAAAUAAAGUAUAAAAUUCAAGCGCGCGCUUGUGUUUCUGUGUGUGUGUGUGUGUGUGUGUGGCGUUCAUGCAAAGUGGAAAAUUAAGAAGAAAAAUAAAAGCUUGUAAAAGAGCAAAGUGACAAAGUGUGUGAAUAAGCGCAGUAACGCCAGUACCAUCCAGCAGCAGGAGUAGCAGCAAAAGACUACGCAAAAGGUUUUCUUAUAAUUUCUGUUUAAUCGAAGAAAAAGGUGAAAUUCUCCUUCCACAACUGCUUUGCAAACAAAAAAACAAAGCUCUUAUUGAAUGCAAAAAGGAAAAAAUUCAAUCCAAAAUUAAGUGAAAUUUGUUUGCAUCGGCAUUCGCAAACUAGGUGAAGUGAAGUGGAGUGAAGUUAUCGUUCGAUUCGUUGUUGUAUUGCUUGCUGAUAGCUGUUUUGUGAGCGCGUCACGGUGUAAAGCGGUAAAAUAAGAGGUGGGCGUGUGAAAAGCGGGUGUGUCGUUGCCGUUGCUGGUGUAGUUACAGGAUUCGGGGUGAAUAUGGCGCCGGGCGUAUGUGUAACAAGUUUCCGUAUGUUAAUGCGGCGCACGGAAUUGUGUAGCCAUCUAUGCCGUGGACUGCGGCUAACACCAACCGGGCCGUAUUUGCUGAAUUCUUGGAGCACCAGACGAUAUUGCAAGCAAAGCGAUGAUGCGUCAAAAGAGGAGCAACCACAACGUACAGGCAAAACUAAAACAGUUAAUGAAAAUGCGGGCCCGACCGCCAAAGAGAGCAGCCUUUUAUCGAAAAGCAUGCAAGCGCAUAAUUUAAAUACAAAUCAAUUGCUUAAAGCAGAUGAAAAUCGCUCAAAAGAGGGCGGCGAUCUUACACAAUUGAAAAUUUCACAGUUGCGCGCUGAACUACGCGCGCAUGGUUUGAGUCCCGUUGGCAAAAAGGAUGUGUUGGUGCAGCGCUUGCAAAGUUAUUUACAGCUGAACGCAGCAAAGUCCAUCACUCAAAUACCAGUGGAAGUGCAAGAUGAGCAAGCGAAUGCAGACACAUUGGAGGAGAAAGCAAGCAGAAGCGAAAAAGCAGUUAGUGAAGAAAAAGCAUACGCUAAGAAAGAGGAAAAUUCACACGAGGAAUCAACACAAAUUGAGAUAAUUCAGGAAAAACUCUCACAAAUCGAGCCUGAAAUAGAAAAGUCAAUUCCCACACCGCCGGACGAGUCUUCUUUGGAUAAACUGAAUAUUCGCGCCGCGAAUCCCCACUCUCAUUUCGAAAAGAGCAGCGAGAAAACAGAAAGUUCUUCAACUUCUUUUUCCAACCUCGAAGCAGUGGGUAUCGUUUCAGCUGCCGCCGGUAAAAAUGAUGGCAACGACGAUAGUCCUGAUGAUGACGAAAUAUUUCAAAAGCAUUCCUCUGCAAAGCACAAUGUGGAAAUGGAGGGAAAGCAACCCAAGGGCGAUGUUUAUGUCGAAUAUAUACAGGGACUUCCACACCUAACAGUGCCGCUGCCAAGCAGAAUGGAAAAAUGCCGUUUUGCUUUGAGGCCUGUCUCGCACAAAGUGGGCGAUUUAAUCGAAAUGUUGAAAAUUGAAGAUCACGGUAUUGAUCGAGCGGUUGUGCUGAAUAAAUGCGGUGUACGGAUAGCGUCCACAUGCGCCAUCGAUAGCCUUAUGGAUGAGCCAUUUUGGCUACAAAUAAAUGACAACAAAUAUGAAGUUAUUCCUCCCAAAAGGAAAAAACUCGACUCAGAAGACUUAAAGAGGCUAAGUGAUGUUAGAACUUUAGUAGCACAAUUAUACGAAGCUUUACACGUCGGCGAAUAUCAUUUGCACAAAGAGCAAGAGUUAGUGAAAAAAAUAGAAAAUUUAAAAUUUGAAAUAUCACCACUAGAAAUGGAAAAGCAAGAAUUAACAAAACUUGCGGAACGUAAAACUGUCAUCGCAACAUGGGUCGGUCUCAGCUUGAUGGCGGUGCAAUUUGGCGUUUUAGCGCGUCUCACCUGGUGGGAAUAUUCUUGGGAUAUCAUGGAACCCGUCACAUACUUUGUAACCUAUGGCACAACGAUGGCCAUAUAUGCCUACUACUGCCUAACAAAAACGGAAUACAAUUUCGAAUCGGCUAGAGAUCGCCUCUUCCUCAUAAGCAUACACAAAAAAGCCAAAAGGAAGAACUUUGACAUUGAGAAAUAUAAUAUUCUGAGACGCCAAAUAGCCGAAGCUGAAUACGAUUUACGUCGUCUGCGCGAUCCCAUCAAUUUGCAACUGCCGCCACAUAUUGAUCGUUCACAACGGAUUACAUCAAACGAGCCACCAACGAGUGUCACCAGCGAAAAGAAACCCGUCAGCUUCCGACUGCCCUUCUUAGAACCGAAAAAUUAA
Messenger RNA from Rhagoletis zephyria (snowberry fruit fly), 2583 nucleotides. RefSeq names its product mitochondrial calcium uniporter (gene MCU). Gene Ontology annotation, molecular function: calcium channel activity; uniporter activity. The record is from RefSeq and is a predicted model, not a curated record. Gene Ontology annotation, cellular component: uniplex complex. Gene Ontology annotation, biological process: calcium import into the mitochondrion; mitochondrial calcium ion homeostasis. Lineage: Eukaryota; Metazoa; Arthropoda; Insecta; Diptera; Tephritidae.